AUGCCAUGGCUCACAGAAAAUCAGCGUGUCCGCGCCCAGGGUAUGCUGGAGACUGGAAUGGCCCAAAAUGAAAUGAUCUGUGGCCAUGAGAUUGAACUACCCAAGUCUGAACAGGACCUGGUUAUUGUCAAGGACAGAGGAGGAAAGGCGUACACUUUACAACGCUAUGAUGGCGUCUAUUACAACAUCUUCUACUGCGCGGCUCACCUUAAGCAAAUCAAAGGAUUUAAACUGCGUUCGGACGAUGUCUACUUUGCUGGAUAUUUGAGGACAGGCACACACUGGACGUAUGAAAUGAUGAGCAUGCUCCUGAGGGGGAAAGCUGAAACCGCCGCUCUGUGGAAAGGGAUGAACCAAUUAGAGAUUGUGGAAGCUGCAGCCCUGGACGCACUACCGUCUCCACGCAUAUUAAAUACUCAUUUGAAUUUGCUUCAUGCUCCCGAUGAUCUUAAAGAGAAGAAAUGCAAGAUUGUGUAUACCCUCAGAGACCCGAGGGAUGUUGCCGUGUCCAUGUAUAACCUGAGUCGUAGUGGGUCUGUUGUGACCAACUAUACUGGAGACUUCAAGGAUUAUCUGUACCUCUUCCUUGAAGGGAAAGCUGAUGUCAAUGGGUACUUUAAUCACAUGAAGAGUGCUGAAAAGUUUCUUCAACAACAUCCAGACAUCCCUGUGCUCACAGUAGUAUAUGAGGAGAUGCUUACGAAUAAGCUGAUGGCAGUUGAAAAGCUGGCAAACUUUCUUGGCGUCCCGAAGAAUGUUGAUCUGUUUGAAGCUGUUGUAGAAAAAUGUCAGUUUUCGAAAAUGGUGGUUGACAAGAGUGCAUACACUUUAAAGUUCAGUGGAGAAAACACUAUUUUCCGGAAAGGCGUGAGUGGUGAUUGGAAGAACUGGUUCACUGACGAAUUGCUGGAGGACUACUUCCGUGUGUACGAAGAACAAAUGGCCGGCUCGAGAUUCUAUCGUGAAGAAUAUGGACGACAGAAGUAGUCGGUCGGAAAGUUCAUAAUGCGAGACUGUGUCUUUUAGGAAUAAUUUUAAACAAUAGAAUGGAUACUUUAAUCAGGUAGAAUAUAUAUACAAACAGAUAGUACAUAUAAAGAAGUACCGUAUGUACAUUGUAACUGUGCAUGCCCUUUGUCAUACGAUUUGUUUUCGUGAGCAAAGUUAUUAAAGAAUUAGUGACCAUGUAUUAAACGUUACAAAUUCAAAUUCUUUGUGCAAGGAAAUUUACCUUCAAUAAAACUAAAAUGUGGUG
This is a messenger RNA of Haliotis rubra (blacklip abalone), 1255 nucleotides long. Its product is annotated as sulfotransferase 1B1-like. Gene Ontology annotation, cellular component: cytoplasm. Gene Ontology annotation, biological process: sulfation. Bases 1 to 987 code for a protein of 328 amino acids. The record is from RefSeq and is a predicted model, not a curated record. Lineage: Eukaryota; Metazoa; Mollusca; Gastropoda; Lepetellida; Haliotidae. Gene Ontology annotation, molecular function: sulfotransferase activity. The transcript has 6 exons.